GUCAUCCAUCAGGGCUGAAUGGAUUUGAUCGUGUCUGUGAUGAAGCACCACUCUGGACUCCCGGAGAACCUAACAUGAAGCCCCUCUGCACGCAUCUCCCUGUGUUGACUCUCCUGAGUCUCUUUGUAUCAGGGUGCUGGGGCAGAAACGAAGAGGAGCAGCUCAUCAACCACCUGUUCAAGGAGCGCGGCUACAACAAGGAGCUGCGGCCGGUGGAGAACAAGGAGGACGCGGUGCCCGUCUACCUGGCCCUCACGCUCUCUAACCUCAUCUCGCUUAAAGAGGUCGACGAAACGCUGCUCACAAACGUAUGGAUGGAACAUGGCUGGUAUGACACAAGGCUUUCAUGGAACACCUCGGAGUAUGACAGCGUGACGGAGCUGCGACUGCCUCCCCACAUGGUGUGGCUCCCCGAGAUCGUCCUGGAGAACAACAAUGACGCCCAAUUCCAGGUGGCCUACUACUGCAAUGUGUUAGUCUAUCCCAGCGGGUAUGUGUAUUGGCUGCCACCCGCUAUUUUCCGCAGCUCCUGUGCCAUCAAUGUCAACUAUUUCCCCUUUGACUGGCAGAACUGCUCCCUGAAGUUCAGCUCCCUGACAUACAAUGCCAAAGAGAUCAGCAUGCACUUGAAAGAAGACGUUGACGCUGAGACAGGGAAAAGCUACAACGUGGAGUGGAUCAUCAUUGACCCUGCCGGCUUCACAGAGAAUGGAGAGUGGGAGAUUGUCCACAAGCCGGCCAGGAGGAACGUGUACAAGAGCAUCCCCAAGGACAGCAACAAGCACCAGGACAUCACCUUCUACCUGAUCAUCAAGCGCAAGCCGCUCUUCUACAUCGUCAACAUCAUCAUCCCCUGCAUGCUCAUCUCCUUCAUGGCCUCCCUCGUCUACUACCUCCCAGCUGACAGUGGGGAGAAGAUGACCCUCUCCAUCUCUGUGCUCCUGGCGCAGUCCGUCUUCCUACUGCUGAUCUCCCAGCGGCUGCCCGAGACCUCCAUGGCCAUCCCGCUCAUCGUGAAGUACCUCAUGUUCAUCAUGGUGCUGGUCACGGUGGUGGUUCUGAACUGCGUUAUUGUGCUGAACCUCCACUUCCGGACCCCGAGUACCCACGUCAUGUCAGAGUGGACCAAAGAGGUCUUCCUGGUGAAGCUGCCACAGCUCCUGCACAUGCCGCAGCCGGCGGCAGCGCCGGCCGAGCCCGGCUGGGAGGGGGCUCUCCCGCGACGCUCCAGCUCCGCCGGCUACAUCGCCAAGGCCGAGGAGUACCACAGCGUCAAGUCCCGCAGCGAGCUGAUGUUCGAGAAGCAGUCCGAGAGGCACGGCUUCGCCACCCGUGCCGCCCCUGCUGCAGAGCUUAAACCAAGUGAGGACACCGACCAUACUGAUCAGUUGUAUUCUGAGAUGAAGCCUGGUGUGGAUGGUGCCAAUUACAUUGUCAAGAACAUGCGUGAUAAGAAUGACUACAAUGAGGAAAAAGACAACUGGAGCGGGAUCGCCCGGACGGUCGACUGGCUCUGCUUCUACGUGGUAACGGUGGUCAUGCUCUUGGGGACGUUCUUCAUAUUCAUGAUGGGCAUCUACAACCAGCCGCCUGUGCUGCCCUUUGAGGGAGACCCUUACAGCUACUUGGAGGCGAACAAGCGUUUCCUCCCUUCCUGAGUUACUCCCGAAAUAGAGACCGCGCUCAGACGUAACUCAACACCGAUCGCCUGGCCAUUUCUUCCGUUUGUGUCUGACCGAACAAUUUCCCAGGGUGCUCACUUUCAAACUGUUGCAUUGGCUUCUCCAAAGGAAGCAAACUUCAGUCUCCAAAUGAAUCUAUAGUCUUUGUUCAAUUGCAAUAGUAAGGCAAUUUAAUUCUAAUGUGCUUGAAUCUGCUUGUAUGUCUGUGUGAUACAGAUACGAUAGUCUCAAAUAACCUACUCCUUUACAAUUACAAAAGUGAGUAUGUUCUUGUCUGAAUAGAAGUUAAUUCUACCAUUUGUCUUGAAACUAAUCCAAGGGGACAAACAUUCACUUGCAUAGCAAGUGUGAGGAAGAAGUGACAGUUAUAACAAUAAAGUCUGUUGUCUGAUUUCAUAUAUUUUGCACCUUACGGAAUUUGGAUGGUUUUGGAUAAUAAGUAGGGUCAAUUAUAGUUAUUGUUUCUUGUUGAAGAGACCUGUUAUGUAAGUCAUCGUUGCAUGCAAGGUACUGCAUCACCAGUCUAAGCAAAAGCAGACCCACUCGCUCAAAUCUCACCCUACACUGCCACCCAGAGGAUACUGCCAUCACAAUUGCUCUCAACAGGCCUCACUGGAUUGCCACAACGUAGAUUUUACAACUAGUGAACCUGGAUUGAGACCAGGAUAUCUCAGAUUUUAAUCUCAGGUGAGACCAUUGAGAAACCUGAGAGAAAAGUCAAUGGCCUACAUUGCUUUUAUAGACAUCCAG
Megalops cyprinoides (Indo-Pacific tarpon) is the source of this 2432-nucleotide messenger RNA. Its product is annotated as acetylcholine receptor subunit delta-like. The record is from RefSeq and is a predicted model, not a curated record. Gene Ontology annotation, cellular component: synapse; postsynaptic membrane; neuron projection. Lineage: Eukaryota; Metazoa; Chordata; Actinopteri; Elopiformes; Megalopidae. Gene Ontology annotation, biological process: nervous system process; monoatomic ion transmembrane transport; regulation of membrane potential. Gene Ontology annotation, molecular function: acetylcholine-gated monoatomic cation-selective channel activity; transmembrane signaling receptor activity. The transcript is spliced from 12 exons. Bases 75 to 1658 code for a protein of 527 amino acids.